Nicrophorus vespilloides is the source of this 5802-nucleotide messenger RNA. RefSeq lists its product as uncharacterized. The record is from RefSeq and is a predicted model, not a curated record. The transcript has 8 exons. Bases 143 to 5491 code for a protein of 1782 amino acids. Gene Ontology annotation, cellular component: cytoplasm. Lineage: Eukaryota; Metazoa; Arthropoda; Insecta; Coleoptera; Silphidae.
GAAUAAUUUAAUUGAUAAACCCUUGACCCCGGAAACGAAUCCGGCUGCAAUAGAUUUUUAUAAUAAAAUGGAUCUUGAGCGGAAGCGACCGUUUUAAAAUGUGUUUUAACUUGUGUUUGUUUAAAAAAAAGUCUGUUAAAAAAUGUCUAUUAACAUAAAUGUGAAUGGAAACUCCAAUAAGAAGAAGGGAAAAACCAUCAAGAUGGUGCCCACGGAUUCCCAAAGGGAACUCGAGGAGCUCAACAGGAGACGAAUCAUGAGAAUGCAACAGGUACGCGAGCAAAGCAAAGACAUUGCUGCUAAUGUCAGGGAACGCGUGAAAAAGGUCAAAGCAAAGCAGCAAGAGAAAUUGGAAGAGGAAAGUGCUACCAGACUGAAAGAAUGGCAGAAUCGGAAGCUUCUUGAUUUGCAGGGCCAAUAUCGAGAGAGCUUGAAGGAUAUAGGUCUGGGACAUACUCAGGCUUUAAUUGAAGAGAAUGAGGAAAUUGAGUAUAUCGAGAAAAGAGAUAAACAUUAUAAAGAUCAAGCUAAUAGCAGAGGUACUAUGGCAAAGGAAAAACAGCAAAUUGAGAAGAACGAGGAGAGUUUGAGAGCUGCUAUACCCAAGCAAAUAAAAAAGAUGGUUAGAGAUUCAGAAGAUGCAAGAGCGGCUAUGGUCUGCAAAACAAAGAGGACUUCUCCAAUAAAGAACAAAUCAAAAAGUUAUAAAGUACCUGGAGUUGGAGAUGUUUCCAUUGAUGUUGACAAUAAUGUUUCUAACUUGAAAGGUCAUAAGACUGGAAAAAGUCCCAAACUGAAGAGACAUAACAGAUCUUCAUAUGAUGAUGAUAGAGCUGAGGUUGAGCAGAGAGUAAUUAAUUACAGAAAUAAGAAUAGUGAUUCCAGUGAAUCCAAUAUUGAUAGUGAAGUUGAAGAACGGGUAAUAGAUUAUAAUAGAGGCCAUAGAUAUAGGUCACCUGAAAACCUUCAUUAUACCAGUCCAACAGAUGAACCAGAUCACACAAAAAGAAGAAGAGAGGAUAGAAGAUCCAGAAGUCCCAGAGAUUAUCACAAAAAUGAUAAGGACAAUUAUUACAAAGAAGAUAUUCCUAAAACUUCAAAUGGAAAGCAUUCUCCACAGCAUAGGGACAGAAAGAAUCACAAAAAUAUGGAUGAUACAGAGCAGUCAUAUUAUGCAGAUGAUUCAAAAUCUCAAAAAUACCCCAACUGUUGCUAUAAGGAUGGUGAUGACACUUAUAAUUCUCGCUCACGAAGGCAUCCUCAACAUACAUUAAAUAAUACUGACCAAAUAGAAGAUUCCAGAUAUUCUAGUAAGCAUCCACGUACUCGUUAUAAUAGAGACAGUAUACAAGAUUCAUAUCUAUCAGAUGGGGAUGAUACACGUGUCAAAGAUCGUACGGAGAAAUCUAUGUAUUCCGAUGAUGAAAGCAUGCUGCCACGACGAAAUUUACGCACUAAAAACCCAGACAAACAGUAUUUAUCAACAAGAGAGGAAGUACCUCAAUCCAAGCGAACUUCUUCGAGGUCACCUAAAGAAGACGUUUCAAGAAAAAAUCCAACUGAAUUCCAAUCAAAACGUAGAACUUCUCGUUCACCGACAAUACCUAAAAAUCAAACUAAAAAGAAUGAUCAUUCACCACGUUCUCAAGACACGGCUGGUUCGUGUUUAUGUAAGGACGGAAAUUCUGAAAAACGGAAAAAGAAUUUAACUUUUGAGGAAAGGAAAUUCAGUGAAUCAUCGAUUCAAGAUUCCGAAGAGGUUUCGUUGGAUUUCCCAAAAGACACGCGGAUUUCGGAUAGGAUAAAAAGUCGGAAAAUACCUGACAUACAACCGAAGCUUUCUGUGGACCAAGGAAUUGAUGUUCAACAAAUUGAUCAUAGUACUCAAACGCUCAAAGAUUGUGCAUGCCAGGUACAGGAGAUUCCAGAAAAGCCUACAGUAAGUUUGAAGUCUGCCAGUUGUGAUAAAAGUUGUUCCACGAGGGUGCCUUAUUAUGAUCACAAAAAUAGAUACACUGGUGAAUCAAUGACUGACCACAGUGUGCACAAAAUAUCUGAGGAUAGUAUAGAGGUUUGUGUCGCAGAUAAUGAGGCCCCUGGUGUUUAUGAGAAGAUGAAAUACAAGCGAGAUCAUGAUGCAGAACAGCGCGGUAAACUUGCCAUGGAAAAGGUGAGGAUACAUAAGGAUUAUGAAGAUUUGGUGCAUAAAUUGCCAGUCCUCCAAAAACAAGAAAGAUUGGCAUCAAUGAAUCCUAAUAGAGACAAGUUACACAUGUCCAAUGAUCGGAGAAAGAUCCAAGAGAAGCAACGGCAGAACAAAAUGGAAAACGCGUUCGAAAAACUUGUAGCCAAUACUAUCACCAUUCCACCAAAGAAACGCAGCUCCGAAGAGAGUUUUAAUCCUGGCAGUUGGGACAAUGAUGUACCUAAUAAAAGCUCCAGCGAUAUUUCCACCGAAAAGCUAAAAUCCUUGUUGGAGAAGUUGAAGAUACAAAAGGAGAUGCUGAUGAUGGAAACUGAGCCCGGCGGUAGUAGUCUUCAAAAUAUCACUGAUCUGGAGGGCUCGGAAAAUGUUAAGGCUAAACCAAAAUUAAGUUCUGUUUCCGUUUCUACUAGUCCCAUUAAGAAACACAAGAAUUUGAUGAAAAAAGGCGCGAAAAGUCCUAAGCGAAGAACGCGCAGAGAUGUUUUAAUUCUGCAAAAUAUGAGUACUCAGACUAGUCCGCCGGUAAAAACGUCUGUUUCAACGGAAACAACUACUUCGAAGGAAGAUACGCCGAAGGACGAACCGCGGAACGUAGCUUGUGAGUGCAAAAGUAUCAAAGUUGAUGAGAAUUACUGUGAAAUUUUAAUAAAAAUUCCAGACAAAGAGAAAGCGGAGGUAGUCAUUAAGAGUCCUAAAAAGGAUUCUGAAAUUGAAGCUAUAAAAGUUAAAUUGGGCGAAGAGAAAAAGAAACAAAAAUAUUCAAAGAAAAAGCGUGCAGCUAAACCUAAACCAGUUAUCAAUAAGAACAAGACGUGGGAUGAUGAAUUUAGUAAGAACAAUAGUAGCACUUCGUAUAUGACCCCACCUGAAUUUUCUAAAACUGAGGAUAGUAAGAACUUUAGUAAUUCGAGUCAGGAACAAGAAAACGAUUUUGCGAAACUUUUGCAUAAAAAACCUCAACAAAGUAACGUCAGCAACGAAUCUUCUUCGAAAGACAUAGAUCCAAAAUUAUUAAGUUAUAUUAAGAAAUUAUUGAAUAUGUCUAGAGGAAGCAUUGAUGAUUUAAACGUAAGCACUGUUAGUGAAGUAUCCACACCAAGCUCAAGUAUAAUCAAUAUGGAUAGUAAUAAUCCAAGAGCGAAGCUAAUGAAUGUUCUUAAGUUUUGCAAUAUUGAUAUCAAUGAUCUUAUCGAAAAUCUAAGCAAGUCUUCAACGUCAACAAGAAAUGAAACCAGCAAAAACACCACUAAUAACAAUAAUAACAACUCUCAAGAGUUGACAGUGGAAGCAUACGAUGAAACGAACUAUCCUCAAUUGAUAAGCAACCAUUACGACAAAAUGGCAGAUCAGUGCCAAAAGCGAAUCCAGGACAUAAACGAAAAAUUGCUUAAAGUUAGAGCCGAGACGAGACAGAUGGAAAGUCCCAAUACGAGCGACGACAAGGAAAAUACAACGUACUUCAAUUUACCUAAAUCCAAUGAUUCGACGAACAGUACGAGCCCUGAACAAAGAAUGUUGAACAACAAACUGUUAACUAUUGAUUUGGAUCAGCUGGCCGAGCAUUUGAUCAAGAAAAGUCCUAGAAUUAUAAGCCAAGAUGUUGAUAAAGAUAUAGCGGAUAGAUAUUUGAAGUUGCUGGACGAGAAGCCAGCAGCAAAAGAGGUUGAUUUUGUACCUCUAUUGAAUUUCGACUUGCAGAACGUCGUAAAACUUCCGGAUGUGAAGCACAAGAAACCACCGCCUACAAGCAAGAACUUGACGGUAACCAGAUUAAAACCGGAACUGAACUUUAAGCCGCACGAGUUAUCGACGAUAGCCGAGGGCGAUAGUCUUCGAAGGUCGAGGAGUCCUGAAAUUUUGGUUAACGUGACGGCCUCCGAUGGUUCACAGGGAACUAUCAGCAAAGCAAAUUCUGCAGUUACCAGCAAUUUGGAGGCAAUAGAAAUGAUGGGACUGCAAAUGAAGAUCUUCAAUAAUCUGAGCGGCGACGCUGGUUCGGAUAAGUCCAUUUCUGAUCAAAAUAAAAAAAGCCCGAAGACUGUUAACUUUGACAGCGAAACGAAAAGUUCGCAACCUGGACCAAGUGCUGUCAAAAGUCCGCAGUCCGGACCAAGAGUUAUACAAAGUCCGCAACCUGUACCGGGUGCAAUCAAGAACUUUACUCCUCAAGCAAGUCCCAAACAAAAUGUUAGACAGAACGCUGUUCAACAUUUCAGUCCGCAACCUGGACCGAGCGGAUUAUGUAAACCACCGAAGAUAACUCUCGAAGAUAUUAUCAAGAAGAUACAGGAUGCUAACAGUACAGAUAGUUCUACUGAUAUAUCGGAGGUGGACAUCGAGGCUAUGCUCAGGAAUAUGGGUAUGGGUUGGGCAGCGACUACGAUUAAAAAGACCAGAGAGACUUUGGUGCAGGAAUCGAGUUCUAGUUCUAUGGAGAAUAAGGAGUCUAGCAGCGACGUGAGCUUGAUCAGAGGUAAGAACAUUAGCUCGAGCACCUUGAAAAGUGAUAAUAGCAUAUCUCCAUAUUUGGCGGACUUUCAAAACAUUUCCGCUAUUCACUGCUCCGGUUCAAUUUUAGAGAAACAGCUGAGAACCUCAACGCCAUUGCAGAUUAGCAAGAGCUCUUCAUCUACAACUGAUUGUAAUUUUCCCAUAUUCUUGUUUUCUCCGCAGUCCAGAGACAUCCAGCGCGAAAUGAACAACACGGGAAGUCCGACAGCAGAUGAUGUUCUGGCCGCGGGUGACGCGAGCACCCUGCAUGAUCAGAACUUGACAGAGGAGGAACAUCUGAAGAGGGAAGAGGAGUACAAGGCCGAGUUGGCCAGAAUCGAUGAUGAAAUUGCUACUCUUCGCACCGUUUUAGCAGCCAAAAUGCGCCGCAGCGCUGAGCUAAAACGUUUGUUGGGCAUUACAGUAUGGAAAGAAGUCACCGAUGAUAUUAAUCAGGGAUUGAAGAACGUCAAGGAUAGCAAUGUUUAUCAAACUGUUGAAUCAAAAGUUGGUCAGGUCACUAAGGCAGUUACCGAUGCGCCGAUUUAUCAGAAAACAACUUCGUUGAUCGGUGGUUUCACCGGCGGCAUCACCAACAAGAUUGGACAGAUGAGACAUUCCGAAUCCUUCAAAUCUUUUGAAGAGAAAGCCGCCUCGGCUAUUGAAAACGUUAAGACUAAAGUUGGUGGCGUUUCUCGUUCUGGUUCCCAGCAGAGCUUGGACGACGCCCUGAGAUCUCGCUCCGGUUCGGUAGCCACCAGCCCCACAAUUCCAGAGGACAAACCCAUCGCAUAAUGAUAUUUUUCCGAUAACCAUUUUUUUAUUAACUGUUAUUUUCAGUCUUUCCUUCUCGUCUUUACAUUAUUUGCCUUCAAGAGACGUUCCACGAAGAAAAGAAGUUGUGUAUGCCUUAAAUGUUCGCCUGUUAAAAAAAAGUGGAUUCACUUUAUAUUUAUACUUUCGUUCUCUUCAAUUAUUAUUCUCAGCGCACGAUAUUUUUGACACAUCUAAACCAGUUUACUUUUUUUUUUCUGUUGUUGCUUUAAUUUUGCCACUCAGCGAAUGCUAAAUCUAAUUUUAGGCGUAAAAUACAUUUUUUAUUUGUU